Messenger RNA from Sorex araneus (European shrew), 1615 nucleotides. RefSeq names its product peroxisomal biogenesis factor 11 beta (gene PEX11B). The transcript has 4 exons. Gene Ontology annotation, biological process: peroxisome fission; regulation of peroxisome size. NCBI's taxonomy places the organism in Eukaryota, Metazoa, Chordata, Mammalia, Eulipotyphla, Soricidae. Gene Ontology annotation, cellular component: peroxisomal membrane. The record is from RefSeq and is a predicted model, not a curated record. Bases 103 to 882 code for a protein of 259 amino acids.
GCUAUUUGACCCAGGCGAGACGCCGUUGGGUCGUCCGGGAGGCGGGGCCAGGGGCGGGAAGUGGGGCGGGGACGGCGCUGCGGAGCUGGGGCUGCGGCUGUCAUGGACUCCUGGGUCCGCUUCAGUGCACAGAGCCAGGCCCGCGAGCGGCUGUGCAGGGCCGCCCAGUACGCCUGCUCGCUGCUCGGCCACACGCUGCAGAGACACGGGGCCAGCCCCGAGGUGCAGAAGCAGGUCUGCCAGCUCGAGGGCCACCUGAGCCUGGGGAGGAAGCUCCUCCGCCUAGGUAACUCAGCAGAUGCCCUGGAGUCAGCAAAGCGGGCGGUACAUCUCUCGGAUGUUGUCCUGAGGUUCUGCAUCACAGUCAGUCACCUCAACCGAGCCCUGUACUUUGCCUGUGACAAUGUCCUGUGGGCUGGAAAGUCUGGACUCGCUCCUCGUGUGGACCAGGAAAAGUGGGCGCAGCGCUCGUUCAGGUACUAUCUCUUCUCCCUCAUCAUGAAUUUGAGCCGGGAUGCGUAUGAAAUCCGCCUGUUGAUGGAACAAGAGUCUUCAGCUUGUAAUCGGCGACAGAAGCUUUCCGGAGGCGGCACCCCGGCAGGGAUUGAAACCGGGGGACCUGAGGGUGCAGGAACUCCAGGAGGAAGCCUGCCCCAGCUUGCUCUGAAGCUUCAGUUCCAAAUCCUGCUUCUGGCUCGGGUCCUCCGAGGUCACCCCCCACUUCUGCUGGACGUCAUCAGAAAUGCCUGUGAUCUCUUCAUUCCCCUGGACAAACUGGGCCUCUGGCGCUGUGGCCCUGGGAUUGUGGGGCUCUGCGGCCUAGUGUCCUCUAUCCUCUCUCUUCUUACCCUGAUCUACCCUUGGCUACGACUCAAGCCCUAAGAUUCUCAUACCAGAGAAGGAGGGAAUCUGAACUGGUGAGAUGGACUCGUCGGUCAUCCAUCCCCAGUUUACCAGCCUCUUCCCUCUACUUCUUGGUAAAAUUAAAGUUAAAAUUCAGAAAUUCAGGAGCCAAGGGAGGCACUUUGGGGAGGAGGUGAAGAAAGGUAUCUUAGGGUGAUCCCAGAUCUGUCAGCCUUUCUUCUUUUCCUCCCUCAUCAUAUUGUCUGUAUCUCUUGGCUUUUUUCACUUUGUCUCUUAAGUCUGUCUAAGAGUCUGUCUUUGCAUCCCUUCCCUGCUCCCCCCGCCCCACUCCUCACUGUCCUAGGAAUUUGUCUAAUCCUCAGAAUUACUUUUUGCCAGGCGAGGUGGAAGGCCCUAACAGCUUUCUUUGUUCUCAGCAAAGGUGGCUCUGGCAGAUUUUUUAUCUCCUUCAAACUCCAGAUCCUAAGACUUUGUGUCCUAGUCCACUCUGUUUUGAUGUCAGAGAUGGUUUGACACCUCUCUGGCUACUAGCCAGCUUCCCUGGUCACCAGGCUUAUCCUCUACUCUGUACAGCUAUAGGCUUCUUGUUCCCUAGUCUGUUUUCACCCCUCUUCACCUCCCCAGAAUGAUGCUGUGUCUAGCAUCUUGCUGUAAAUAUUGUACAGUGAUUCUGUGUAAGUAACUGUGGCCCGUGUUUACGCUGGAGAGAAGUCUCCCAGGUCAUUGGAUUAAAGAUUCAUUGGCUCAUUGC